AUGGUCUCCCGCCGCAAGAUCCUGGGCCGCUCCCAGGACAACCUCAACGUGGACAUCCCCUUCCAGGAGGACGAGGAGGACGUCUGGUACAAGGUCGACAAGUUGUUCAAGGUAAACGCUCCUAGGACCAAGGCCUCCAGGCCAAAGGCUCCUAGGACCAAGGCUUCCAGGCCAAAGGCUCCUAGGACCAAGGCUUCCAGGCCAAAGGCUCCUAGGACCAAGGCUUCCAGGCCAAAGGCUCCUAGGACCAAGGCUUCCAGGCCAAAGGCUCCUAGGACCAAGGCUUCCAGGCCAAAGGCUCCUAGGACCAAGGCUUCCAGGCCAAAGGCUCCUAGGACCAAGGCUGCCAGGCCAAAGGCUCCUAGGACCAAGGCUUCCAGGCCAAAGGCUCCUAGGACCAAGGCUUCCAGGCCAAAGGCUCCUAGGACCAAGGCUUCCAGGCCAAAGGCUCCUAGGACCAAGACUUCCAGGCCAAAGGCUCCUAGGACCAAGACUUCCAGGCCAAAGGCUCCUAGGACCAAGGCUGCCAGGCCAAAGGCUCCUAGGACCAAGGCUUCCAGGCCAAAGGCUCCUAGGACCAAGACUUCCAGGCCAAAGGCUCCUAGGACCAAGGCUUCUUGGGAACGAAGGGUCUCUGGAACACUUGUGGCAUUCCUUCCAGGACUUGAGCGUCUCCAUUAA
Procambarus clarkii (red swamp crayfish) is the source of this 681-nucleotide messenger RNA. The record is from RefSeq and is a predicted model, not a curated record. NCBI's taxonomy places the organism in Eukaryota, Metazoa, Arthropoda, Malacostraca, Decapoda, Cambaridae.